Messenger RNA from Chenopodium quinoa (quinoa), 1901 nucleotides. RefSeq lists its product as uncharacterized. Gene Ontology annotation, molecular function: protein binding. The coding region runs from base 167 to 1573 and encodes 468 amino acids. The record is from RefSeq and is a predicted model, not a curated record. Lineage: Eukaryota; Viridiplantae; Streptophyta; Magnoliopsida; Caryophyllales; Amaranthaceae. The transcript is spliced from 8 exons.
AUUCGACCUCCUUCCUUCUUCACUCCCUCUCACCAUCACAAAACUCGUCCACCAUUCUUUAUAAAUCACUACUUCUCCUUCUCUUCCCACCAUUUUCCCACAAUUAUUCAAUCUUCUCCUUCUUCACAUACACUAUUCCCGGUUCUCUUUAAUCUCCAGGAUUCAAAUGGCGGAGUUUCAUUUCCAAAACGACGAGCUCGAGUUUGUUGAUGAUAUUAACGAUUUUACUAAUUUUGACGGCGAGCUUUUAGCUUUUUCCGAGAGCUCUUCGCCGACAAGUAGCCUUUGCAACACCGACGAUCCUUUCGAUUCCGACGUCGAGGAUUGCUUUGACGUCUGUGAAGGAAAGUCGAAAAGCGAAACGACGGCGUUAGAAGCUCGGAAUGGGAAAGAUAUACAAGGGAUACCAUGGGAUAGGCUUAAUUUUACGAGAGAUAGAUAUCGUGAGACUCGGUUGAAGCAGUAUAAGAAUUUUGAAAGUCUUCCUUCUUCUCGAGAACAUUUGGAAAAGGAAUGCAAGCAAGUGAAGAGAAGCCAAACCUUCUAUGAUUUUCAGUUUAAUACAAGACUUAUCAAGUCCACAAUUGUGCAUUUUCAGCUGAGGAAUUUGUUGUGGGCGACAUCGAAGCAUGACGUUUAUCUUAUGCAGAACUCCUCUGUUAUGCACUGGUCUGCUCUGCGUAAGAAAAGUGAAGAAGUGAUUAAUGUGGCUAAACCAAUUGUGCCAACAACUGUGAGUCAUAAGUGUCCUCAUCUGUUGCAAAAAUGCACUCGAUCUCUUCCUCUGCCCUUGUCAAGAGUGCAGAUUAGCACUAUGUGCGUGAAGGAUAAUCUCUUGGUGGCGGGUGGUUUCCAUGGGGAGCUCAUUUGUAAGUACUUAAAUCAGCCGGAAGUGGAAUUCAGUACAAAAGUGACGACAGAGGAGAAUGCAAUAACUAAUGCAGUAGAUAUAUGCCAAAGCCCUAGUGGUUCAAAAUGCAUUAUAGCUGGCAACAAUGAUGCUCAAGUUAGAGUUUUUGAUGCUGCAAAUUUCAUUUGCAUUAAUCGUUUCUGCUUUCCAUGGUCUGUGAAUAACACCUCGAUGAGCCCCGAUGGCAAGUUAAUGGCUGUCCUUGGUGACAGUACAGAGUGUUUAGUAUCUGAAUCUCAUACAGGGAAAGUCGUCGGUACACUCAAAGGGCACAUGGAUUAUUCAUUUGCCUCUGCUUGGCACCCUGAUGGCCGUAUCUUGGCCACCGGAAACCAAGACACAACGUGCAGACUCUGGGAUAUCAGGAACAUGUCUCAAUCCCUUGAGGUACUUAAGGGAAGAAUGGGUGCCAUAAGAGCACUGAAAUUCACUUCAGAUGGCCGGUUUAUGGCCAUGGCCGAGCCAGCUGACUUUGUCCAUAUCUUCGAUACACAAUCUGGAUAUGAGGAGGCACAAGAAAUCGACCUGUUUGGAGAGAUUGCAGGGAUUUCUUUCAGCCCCGACACUGAAGCACUGUUUGUCGGGGUUGCUGAUCGCACUUACGGUAGUGUGCUAGAGUUUAAUCGAAGACGUAAUAAUAAAUACUUGGAGGCCAUAUUUUAGGAAAUGUUCCUUUUGCAAACUGCAGACAACCUGUUGUUUUUUCCAAGAGUGAGAUGCAAAUAUUUGGACAUAGUAGUAGAAGCUUUUUUUUCCCGGUGUAAUUUGAACUGUGGAGGCAUUAUUUUUAGAGGUUGAUGCCGAUGCCUCGGAAGUCAUCUAGCUAUUUUGCUAAUUAAGAAGCCUUUUUUCUCCCGAUUAGCUCAAUGUAAAGAACACUUUAUUUUUGGGAUGCUUUUUAAAUUCGUCUUGUGUAUUACUAAUACUUUGUAUGCGUUCACGUAAAUUUUAUGUAUUUAUUUAUCAUUACUCCGUACUAUAUUUUUUGGUC